GGAAACAGUCCUUCAGCCAAUAUCGCGAAAGCAUCAUUUUUUGACUGCCUAAUGGAUAUGGCUGGUCACCUUGGAGGAAGUAGAGCGGGGUCCCUGAGCUUAGAAGGUGCUCCAUUGAUGGGAGAAUGCGAACAUGAGGCACUAUUGAAUUUACCAGAAGAGGGGUCCCUUUUUUCUUUGGCUAGAAGGAGCACGAAAAGAAACCGGUCAUUCAGGAGCAGAAAGGUGAUGGAUAUACAGGAUAUUAUUGGAUCUCGUCGAGGAUCUUGUGAUAGUAUAGGAGAUCAAAGCCUCUUGAGGCCUGUAGGUUUCAUCAAUCGCCACUGCAGCCCCACUCAUGGACAAAAUUCUCCAUCGCUCCAUAGAAGUCCUUCUCCUCGAAGACGAUUCCCUCCACAGCAACUUCACCACGAUAUAGGAUUUUCUGAUACUGUAUCAAAUGUUGUUGAGAUAGUGAAACAUGAACAUCAGAGGGCAUCACAAAGAAGUAGAUUUCCUAGGGGUUCUUGGUCUGCUUCAACAAGCCCUGCACGAUCACCUUCACCUACAGGUGGACGUCAUAUUCCCAAGUACGGCUCUGUAAUUACUUCCAGAAAAGUGGAUCAUGGAACAACCAGCUUGUGUCAGAGAUCGAGGUCCCCCAGUCCAACACAUCAAUCAGUGCCACAUCAACAAGGACCACCUUUGAUAG
Messenger RNA from Leptinotarsa decemlineata (Colorado potato beetle), 691 nucleotides. Its product is annotated as calcium voltage-gated channel subunit cacophony. Gene Ontology annotation, cellular component: membrane; voltage-gated calcium channel complex. Gene Ontology annotation, molecular function: calcium ion binding; high voltage-gated calcium channel activity. Lineage: Eukaryota; Metazoa; Arthropoda; Insecta; Coleoptera; Chrysomelidae. The record is from RefSeq and is a predicted model, not a curated record. Gene Ontology annotation, biological process: calcium ion import across plasma membrane; chemical synaptic transmission.